Entrophospora candida is the source of this 527-nucleotide messenger RNA. Lineage: Eukaryota; Fungi; Glomeromycota; Glomeromycetes; Entrophosporales; Entrophosporaceae. The record is from the annotation of a GenBank genome assembly.
CAACUUGAUCAAAAUUGGAGUACUUGAUUUAGAUAACCCAAAAUAUAAAGAUCCUUCCUACAAUGAAUUACUAAUUUAUAAAAGAACAUUGGAUGACCUUGUUUCUUCCAAGAAAAUUGGAAAACAGAUAUUUCAAAAGAUGGAUGAAAUAAAGAAAAUUGAAGGUUUUGAAGAAGCACAAAAAAACUUAAAGUCAUGGUAUAAAGAUGAUGAUUUAUUUUCAACAGAUUUUGACCCCAUGAUGAUGACAUUUCUUCGAAGACUUGUUGAGAAAAUUCUACGUUAUUUUAAUCUUGAUUCAAGCUAUUGGGAAUUAAACCAUUCUGAAACACAUAAACACAAAGUCUUGAUUGUAGAGCAUGGAAAGCAACAGUUGAAUGAUAAUAGAAGAAAGUUUUUCAAUGAUAAGUUCAAAUCAUGCAUCUUACUUCAUGACAUGUUACAAUCUGUUUACAAUGAAUUGAGAUUUGUUAACAAAGAAGAAAUCAAAACAUUUGAUUUUAGUAUUUUUAGUGUGGUGACAUCUG